AGGUAUUUAUUUUUUUAUUAUAAAAAUGUCAUAAUCUGCAAAGAUCAACAUUUAUCUUUUGGACUGUAUACAUUUAGGAAAGACACAGUAUCAAAAAAAAAAUUCAAGUUUCCCCUGAAUAAAUAUGGCACUGACAAUCAAGGCAUCCAAAAAGUCUUGUUUGUUCUUCACUCUGUCAGGCCUGUGGCCUGUUGCUGCUUUUCCCUGUGCUCUUAUCAGUGUCCACUCCUCAAACAACACAGACCUCCCGUGAUUUAGCAUUUGUGAAUUUUCUCCCUCCCAGCUGGACUGCGGUCAGUUGGUGUAGCUACACCUGCACCGCAGCGGGGCUUAUAGGAAGUCAGCUGUGUACUAUCUGAUUCAGGGUCUGCAGAGCUGUAUUUUGAGCCUUUUACACCUCGGAGUUAAGCAAAGCGAGGCCCGCCAUUUCCCCACCUCAGUGCUCUUUUUCUUUCACAGCGAGCAGCGGCGGCAGCGGCAGGAGGAGAAGGAGGAAGAGGAAGAGGAAGAGGAGGUGGAGCGGCGGCGGCGGCAGUAGCAGCGGCGGCGGCGACUGGAGGAGCGGCGGAGGCAGGCAGGAGAGGAGACGCAGGGAUCCGGUGUGCCACAUCGGGAUGAGAGCGACACAGAGACCCGGGUCGGAUGAGUCAGCGAGUGGACUUUGCAUCCCUGAAAUCUGAAUGCAUUUGGACGGAAGCGAGCGGCGCAACAAGAAAGAAACAAAUUAACAUUUUUUGAUUGUUGUUGUUAGAUUCCGCUUCUCUUUAUUCCGCCCUCCUCUGGUCCGCGUCUGCCAUAGCCUAGGUUUGAUUUUUAUUUCCACCAAGGUGGGAAAGAAAGGGGGGCUCCGGUAAGGUUGCGGAGGAGGUGGAGGUUUUAUUUUAUUUUUUAUUUUGAAGCUCACAUCCGAAGAUAACCCGAGGCGAAGCUCACAUUUUUUAAAGUCUUUUGUUGCAUUGAGUGAGCGAAGAUGUCGGGGCAGAGCAUUACGGACAGGAUAACUGCAGCCCAGCACAGUGUAACGGGAUCCGCCGUGUCGAAAACUGUUUGCAAGGCCACCACUCACGAAAUAAUGGGCCCGAAAAAGAAACAUUUGGAUUAUUUGAUCCACUGCACCAACGAGAUGAACGUCAACAUUCCCCAACUGGCGGACUCGCUGUUUGAGAGGACCACCAACACCAGCUGGGUGGUUGUGUUUAAGUCACUCAUCACCACACACCACCUCAUGGUCUAUGGCAACGAGCGUUUUGUCCAGUACUUGGCUUCAAGGAAUACACUUUUCAACCUCAGUAAUUUUUUGGACAAAAGUGGGUUACAAGGUUAUGACAUGUCCACAUUUAUCAGGAGGUAUAGUCGAUACCUGAAUGAGAAAGCUGUUUCAUACAGACAGGUUGCCUUUGACUUCACUAAAGUGAAACGCGGAGUGGACGGCGUAAUGAGGACCAUGAAUACAGAGAAGCUACUCAAGACUAUCCCCAUUAUUCAGAACCAGAUGGACGCUCUUCUCGAUUUCAAUGUCAAUGCCAACGAGCUGACUAAUGGAGUCAUCAAUGCAGCCUUCAUGCUCCUCUUCAAAGACUCCAUCCGGCUUUUUGCUGCUUACAAUGAAGGCAUCAUCAACCUGCUUGAGAAAUACUUUGACAUGAAGAAGACUCAGUGUAAAGAAGGUUUGGACAUUUACAAGAAGUUUCUCACCCGAAUGACUCGGAUAUCAGAGUUCCUCAAAGUAGCAGAGCAGGUGGGAAUCGAUCGAGGCGACAUUCCAGACCUUUCACAGGCUCCCAGUAGCCUUCUCGAAGCUCUGGAGCAGCACUUGGCCUCUUUAGAGGGCAAGAAGGUCAAAGACUCCACUGCAGCCAGCAGGGCCAGCACUCUGUCAAAUGCAGUCUCAUCGCUGGCCAGCACGGGGAUGUCUUUCACUAAAGUGGAUGAGCGGGAGAAGCAGGCAGCUCUCGAAGAGGAACAGGCCCGACUCAAAGCUCUGAAGGAACAGAGGCUUAAGGAGCUCUCCAAGAGGCCCUCCUUCGCUACCACUGAUACAUCACCUAUCUCCACCACCGGAGGCACGAUCAGCACAGCACCAGCCAUCGACCUCUUCUCCACACCCAGCUGCUCGAAUGGUGCGGUGAAGAUGGAGAGUGACCUUUUUGACCUGCAGUCAACUUUCCAGCCCUCCAUGCAAUCGGGCUCAACAGGGCUUCCAGUGGCAACAGCGUGGGCAGAUCCUUUCACCUCUGCUGAAGCUGGAGAUGAUUCCAUGCCAAACCUCAACCCUUUCCUCUCAAAACUCGUUGUCGAUGCCACUCACUUACCUGUCGUGUCUUCAGACGGUGUUAGCUUUCCCUCUAGGACACCUGGUCAUGAAAUGUUUGGUGAUCGUUACAAUCCCUUUAUUGACACAAACUCAUCCGUUUCAACCAAUUACAAACGCACAGUGCGGAUAGAACACUCCAUCUCAGACUCCUUCUGUGGUCCAGUGUCCAUUGCCCAGCACCUCCCACACCAGGCUCCCUUCCCCUCUGAGCCCUCUACUGUAGCAGGUCUAUUCAGAGGAUACUCAACACCACAGGGCCCUCCGCAACAGUCAGCAGGGGGACUCCAAGUGGACUUUGAGUCAGUUUUUGGAGCCAAAGCCACAGGCAGCAACAGCGUCAGUUCUGAUGAUAUUACUGGGGGCAUCCUGAAACCGACUCUUGCCGGCUCCAACCAGCCGUCCAGUCAGCAGCCAGAGAAGCUGGUGUCAGAUGACCUUGACUCCUCCCUGGCUAACCUUGUCGGCAACCUUGGCAUUGGAAACGGCACAAUGAAAAAUGACAUCCACUGGAGCCAGCCGGGGGAGAAGAGAAUGACCGGUGGCACCAACUGGCAGCCCAAGGCGGCGCCAACCACGACCUGGAACCCCGUCUCCAUGCCGCCGUCAAUCAUGGCCUUCCCUGCCACCACACCCACAGGCAUGAUGGGAUAUGGAAUGCCUCCACAAAUGGGCUCCAUGGGGAUGAUGAAUCCGCCAACUAUGAUGUACACCCAGCCUGUGAUGAGGCCACCCAACCCCUUUGGCUCUGUGUCUAGUGCUCAGCCCUCCGCAGCCUCUAGUCCUUCCAGCCAGAGUCCUCUCCGAGCCCCUGGACAGGACCCGUUUGCACACCUCUCUCUCAAGGAUUUCUUGUAGAGCAUCUCUUUAGAUGCAGUUCAUGUAAUUUGAAGAAAAGUGUCUCUCGGAAGAUGAAGCACUUAGCAGCAAAGCUUUGUCCUCGUUGCAGUCUAACUCUUCAGAGAAACAUUCACACACCCCCAAAUACAGACAUGUCAAGAACACAAUGGUACAACGACUGUCAGAAACCAUGGUAACCAUGUCCAAAUGACGUUUGGCGAUAGCUCACACCCAUUAUUCUGUAACUUGUCCGAGACGUCGAGUGAUGCUGCUGUCUAACCCCCUUAAGAGGAUUCCUUAUCCAUUUUACAGUGUAAUCUGUAAAGAUAGUUUUGGGUGCUGAGAAACUUUGAUGUUAUGUAUUUGGAAAAUACUGUGGUUGGAUGUAAAGGCUUGAUGUUCAGCAGUGAGGCGGUGGAAGAAAAAGGAGAGCAGUCCUUCCCUUUCUUGAUCCGAUCAUCAGUCAUCCAUUCCCUACAGUUAUUUAACUGUCACUAAGUAGUGAUGCUAAUGACGUUUACACCUGUUUAGUUUUUGUCUUUUUUACCGUGUUUACAGUAGACAUUCCUUGUGUGUUGUUUGUAUUUAUUUAUGAUUAUUGGUUUAAGAUUGGGGAAAAUAAUAAUGUAAAAUCUACAGUACAUUGAACACCUGUGGGAGUGCUUCAGCAUUAAACAAGGAUCUCUGACUAUCAUUGAGAGGUAGAGUUAAAAAUAGCUGUUAUAUAAAUUACACCUAUUAAGCGGAAUGAUAGAGCACUAAAUAUUCUGAGUUUUGUGUUAAGAAAUUUUUUUACUAGAUGAAAGAUUUCACAAUCUCCAUUGUACUUCAAGUGCAGGGGUUAGAGUAUGAGUCAGUAAACAGUAUAUAGUCGAUUCUGUGCCUAGGGUUUUUUGCAAUGGAUCAGUUUCCUGUCUUGUUGAGAAACACUUCAUCCACGAAUCUGAAUCGUCGCACUGGGUGGUGGGCUCCAUUUGCUUUAAGCUUGGCAUGCCAUUGACUCACUGACCGUAUUCAAGGCUGCCGUUACUCUGAAUGUGAAAGAGUUGUCUUCAUGUUGCACACAUCUUUCCACACUACAGUUCCUCAGUGGGAGUUGGGGGAGGGGAGGGGGGGGUUUAUGAGAGGAUGGAGUGUGUCUGCUUGCUGGUUAGCUAGUCGCUACGCUAAUGGGAGAAUGGGUCACAGAAUUGAUGUAAAUUUAAUUGUAUAAAAGAACCAGAGGACCGGGUUGGAGUGGAGGAGCGCUGUUGAUCGGCGCUCUGUGUAUAUAAAAACUGACUGUUCUUUGAGUGCAAAAGUGAAAGAUGUAUGAAAUAUGAAAGCAAUUCAAUCAAAUUUGACUCUACCUAAGUUUGAUUCAGGAUACUCUCUGCGUUUGUCUCCGCAGAUAUUUUUCUUUAUGUAAUUAGAACGUGUAGCAGACAAUGACUGAAGUCUUUUCUUUCUUUUACAAAUAAAGAGCAGCUUCCACAAACUGUUGCA
Seriola aureovittata is the source of this 4636-nucleotide messenger RNA. RefSeq names its product phosphatidylinositol binding clathrin assembly protein b (gene picalmb). Gene Ontology annotation, cellular component: clathrin-coated pit; synaptic vesicle; clathrin-coated vesicle. Gene Ontology annotation, molecular function: clathrin heavy chain binding; SNARE binding; 1-phosphatidylinositol binding. Gene Ontology annotation, biological process: clathrin-dependent endocytosis; synaptic vesicle budding from presynaptic endocytic zone membrane; clathrin coat assembly. The coding region runs from base 971 to 3169 and encodes 732 amino acids. The record is from RefSeq and is a predicted model, not a curated record. NCBI's taxonomy places the organism in Eukaryota, Metazoa, Chordata, Actinopteri, Carangiformes, Carangidae. The transcript has 23 exons.